Molecule: messenger RNA, 1813 nt
Organism: Lathyrus oleraceus (garden pea)
Lineage: Eukaryota; Viridiplantae; Streptophyta; Magnoliopsida; Fabales; Fabaceae
Product: serine carboxypeptidase-like 42
Exons: 10
Coding region: 139-1617 (492 amino acids)
Biological process (GO): proteolysis
Molecular function (GO): serine-type carboxypeptidase activity
Source: RefSeq, a predicted model, not a curated record
UAUUACUAUCCUAUCCUGGAAAAUAUAUAUAUUAUUUAUGCAAUAUUAAUCCUCAUUACUUCUAAUCUUGUGUUAUUAUUCAAACGAGUUCUCAAGGAAUAUAGAUAGAGAGUGUGCUUGUUUGUAAGAGAAUUAAGAAUGGGAAAGUGGUGGUUUGUUGGUGUAUUGAUUGUUUUGGGUUAUGUAUGCUUAUUGGGCACUACUUUUAGGGUAGAAGGAUACCCCAUUGAAGAUUUGGUUGAGAGGUUACCAGGGCAACCCAAGGUUAAAUUUAGUCAAUAUGCUGGCUAUGUUGAUAUUGAUCUCAAACAUGGGAGGAGUCUCUUCUACUAUUUUGUUGAGGCUGAUCAUCACCCUCACAAAAAACCUCUCACCCUUUGGCUCAAUGGAGGUCCGGGAUGUUCCUCCAUUGGAGGAGGUGCUUUUACUGAGUUAGGGCCAUUUUAUCCUAAGGGUGAUGGACGCGGUUUAAGUAGGAAUUCAAAAUCUUGGAACAAAGUUUCGAAUCUUCUGUUUGUGGAGUCUCCUGCUGGAGUUGGCUGGUCAUACUCAAAUACAACUUCUGAUUAUACCAUUGGUGAUGAUGCUACAGCCAAUGACAUGGUUUUGUUCUUGCUGAAAUGGUACGAGAAAUUCCCUUCCUAUAAAUCCAGAAAAUUGUUUCUGACUGGAGAAAGCUAUGCAGGACAUUACAUACCCCAGCUAGCUAAUGCUAUUCUUGAUUAUAAUGCUUAUCAUUCAUCUGAUUUCAAAUUCAAUAUAAAAGGACUCGCGAUUGGAAACCCGCUUUUGAAAUGGAAUCAUGAUAGACGAACAACAUAUGAAUAUUUUUGGUCACACGGAAUGAUUUCAGAUGAAAUUGGAGUUGCAAUCAUGAAUGAUUGCGACUUUGAUGAUUAUAAUUAUGGAGAUCAUCAAAAUUUAUCCGAUUCAUGCAACGAUGCCAUAGAAGAUGCUAAUAAAGUUGUGGGCGAGUAUAUAAACAUAUAUGAUGUGAUUCUUGAUGUUUGUUAUCCUGCCAUAGCUGAACAAGAAUUGAGAUUGAAAAAAAUGAUACAUAAUAUAAGUUUAAACGGAGAUGUUUGUAUUGACUCUGAAACCAAAUUCUACCUUAACCUCCCUGAAGUUCAGAAGGCUCUUCACGCUAAUCGUACCAAUUUGUUGUAUCCGUGGUCCGAUUGUAGUAAUGUUUUAAAUUACAGUAAAACAGAUCCUGACAUUAGCAUGCUUCCAAUUCUGAAACGGAUAAUUCGAAACCAUAUUCCAGUAUUGGUUUUCAGUGGAGAUCAAGAUACAGUUAUACCAUUAAUAGGUAGUCGCACACUCGUUCGUGAACUAGCUGAUGACCUAAAAUUCAAGAUUACUGAUCCAUAUAGGGUUUGGUUUCACAAAGGACAGGUUGGAGGUUGGGUAACUGAGUAUGGAAAACUGUUAACUUUUGCGACUGUAAGAGGAGCUGGUCACAUGGUACCAUAUGCACAACCUUCAAGAGCAUUGCGUUUAUUUCAAUCCUUUUUGAGUGGGAGGAGAUUGCCAAACACUACUAGACCUUCAAUUGAUGAAUCAAUAAUAACAUAUGGAAAUAAAAAAUUCUAUAGUAGAAUUGAUUCUUAUUAAGAGAUGCUGAAAAAGAAAAUAACUAUUAGUAAAUUGUAUGGGAAAACAAUUUAUGAAGAUAAGUUAGAAAAUAAAUAAACAGUUACAUUCCUCUUUUUUGUUUUGUUUUUAAAUAAACAGUUAUAGUGUUUCUUCUUUGAUGCACAUUGUGUAAAUGUCUUCUGUUUCAAACAUAAAUAUUUCCUUUCAAUUUCAA